This is a messenger RNA of Sus scrofa (pig), 3686 nucleotides long. It is a transcript of the gene C13H3orf80, whose product is annotated as chromosome 13 C3orf80 homolog. Lineage: Eukaryota; Metazoa; Chordata; Mammalia; Artiodactyla; Suidae. The record is from RefSeq and is a predicted model, not a curated record.
UGGUUGCGGGGCUGCGUUAGCCAUUAAUGGCCAUCAUCCAUUUUUAAUCAGAAAGAUCACAAGAAGGAUGGUAAGCGAAUCCUAGUCGCAAGUCAAUUUAAAUAACAUUCCCGGGGAAAUCCAAUCACUUAAAAGUGAGACACCUCCGCGAGCAAGAGCCCCCGCCCGUACGGCGGGGAAAGAGCAAGACGGGUGAAUUAAUCAAAAUCAGGAGGCUCCCAUGCUGAGCUCUGAGUGUUAACCCUUCCAGCCCCAGAGGGUCCCCAGGGGGGACUUGGAAGAGCGCGGCCGGCCGUGGCCAAGAUGCCCACGGCAACCCAGCGCAGGCUGCCUCUGCCAUCUUGGGCGGCUCCGAACGCCCUGCACCCGAAAGGAGCGGCUGGGCGCGCCAGGUUAAGGUCAGAAGCUAAGGAGGCUGUUCUGGCGGCGGGAAGCGGCCGCCUCCUGCAGCCUCGGCGCGCCUCGGGCUCCUCCUUCCGCCCAAGCGUGGCCAAGUGAGGACUGCUCUGGCCGCAGGUAGCGGAGGCGCGGGAGACGGCGCGCGGGACUCAAACCGAGCGCGACGGGAGGGGCCGACGGAUACGCAGACAGACUGUUUCCCCUGCCCCGGACUUUAGCGACGGUGCCCGCGAGCCAUGUGGGGACUGGGGGUCACGGCCGAGGGCCUGUCGGUGGCACCGCCGCCGCCGCCGCUGCUGCCGCUGCUGCUGCUGCUGACGCUAGCGCUGGUGGCGCCCUCGCGGGGCGGCGGGGGUUGCGCGGAGCUGGCAUGCGGCGAGCGGGAGCGCUGCUGCGACGCGGCCAAUGCCACCGCGGUGCGCUGCUGCAAGCUGCCGCUGCACGCCUUCCUCGACAACGUGGGCUGGUUUGUCCGCAAGCUCUCCGGGCUGCUUAUCCUGCUGGUGCUCUUCGCCAUCGGCUACUUCCUGCAGCGCAUCAUCUGCCCCAGUCCACGCAGGUAUCCGCGCGGGCAGGCGCGGCCGGGGCAGGGGCGGCCGGGGCCACCGGGGUGCGCAGGGCAGCCGGGGGCCCCAGUGCCGCCGGACGACGACGACGAUGAUUCGCCCGCGCUGCUGCGCGACGAGGCGGCUGCCGGCUCUCAGGACUCGCUGCUGGACAGUGGCGGCGGUGGCCGGGGCAGGGCAGGCGGCGGGCGUUCGGCCACCUCCUGCGCCUCGGAGCAUGAGCUGCGCGUAGUCUCUCCCGUCUUCCUGCAGCUGCCCAGCUACGAGGAGGUCAAGUACCUGCCAACCUACGAGGAGUCCAUGCGGCUGCAGCAGCUCAGUCCCGGGGAUGUUGUGUUGCCUGUGUCUGUGCUCGGCCGCCCGCGAGGUGGCGGCGCGGGGGAGUCAAACGACGGCGGCCAGGGCCGCUUCCCGCUUAUCUGAGCGCCCAGGGCAGCCCAGGGACCACGCGGACAGAACUGGGCCGGGGACUGCGGGUGGGACACAAUGGCUGGGGUGACCUCGGCCGCUGCCAAUUGCCUCAGUCCCUACCUGUUGCCCUGCGACUAGGUUGGGGCUACCCCUACCCCGCUUCCCCCGGGUUCUUAAGUUUUCCUACGUUUCAUUUGGUUCAAGGAAACGUAGGCACGCGUGGCGGGGGCGACACAGCAGCAGACGAGGCCGGAGUACAGCUCUGGAGGACGUCCCCGCCCUCAGCCUCUCCUCCGAUCGCGUUCACUUGUCAUGGUCCCCCGGGAUGGGUGGAGGGCGAGGAGACGAGCUGCGGCUGGAGACUGAUGCUCCCCGGUCUGCGAGAGUAGCGCCUCGGAAAAAUAGACUUCCUUCCUUACGGAGAACUCAGAAAACCCUUCCGCGUCUUCCUGGCCAAGCAUAGGUCACAGCCGAUUGAUGGCUUACAAAUCAGUGGGGGAUACUCGUGGCAUCAGUUAGUUGCUGUACCUAUUCAAGAUACAGCAAUAACGCAUAUCCAAGACCAUACUCGUAAUAAGGUACAGCUGAACUUUAGAUUUUUCAAUAACUGAGAAGAUAUUUAUAUUUAUUUGUCUUUUAUUUUUAUAUUUUUACCAUGUAUUGAACGUAUCCGGAGGGGAUUUCUGCCAUUCAUGACAAGUUAAUCAUCUUAGCACCUUUUUGAGGCCUUAAUGGCCCGGAAAUUGUCUACAUUCUCUCAUUAUUGUUUAAUUAAAAUGUUGGACAUUAUUUCAUUUACAACGGGAAAAAGAAGAGGCGUGGUCAAACGAGAAAAUGUAUGUGAUUAAAAACACGAAGGAUACCUUAUUUUCACUAUUUGAGAAGAAUAUAUUUUAUUUUUAGUACUGUGGCAUAAUAUAUAACUUUUUAUAAUAACUAUACAUUAUGUAUGUAGUCUAGGUCAUAGUUACAUGUAAAAAUGAUGGAUAGAUGUAUGCCAAACCGUGAAGCAUGAUGUCAUGCACUUUUCCCUCCAUUUUUCAUUUGGAAUACACUUCACAACAUGAUACAAAACAUAAGAAUUUGUUGUGACUUUUGUUUAAAGCCAUAAUUGUGCAGUAAGUACUAUAGAAGGAUUCAGUCAACCCAUCUGAAGAAAAAAAAUGUGUCAUUGUAUUGGUUCUACCAUUCUAUGAAACAUCCUUUAAGCAAAUGGUAAUACAAAAUGACAUUAAAAUGUAUUAUGUAUAAUGUACAUAUGCACAUUGUCUAUGUACAAUAUACACAUUGUAUAUCAUAUAAUUAUUACAGUUCAGGAUUAUCAAGAAAAUGAGAAGGAAGACAAAAAGAUUUCUCUGGUUGGGGAAGGAAGAGUGUUACAUUGAGGAAAAAUUAUACACACAGACCUCAUACAUGUAUCUAGAAAAGUUGUUUUUAUGAUUGGAAAAUUCUGACAAUCCUGAGAAAUCUUAAAAUAUCUGAAUUGUAUUGGAAGAAAAUGAUUUGUUUACCUUAAACUUUUAAAAGCUGAUUGAAAAAGUCUGACAGUUCUAAGAAAUAUUAAGAUGUCUGAAUUGUAAUAGAAGAGAAUGAUUUACUCUAAACUUCUAAAAGCUAAUGACCCUAUCAUUAAAGAGAAUUAUUUGAAGUGUAUUAAAACAGAAAAACAUUAAAAUCUCUUUGUGCAGAUUGUAUUAGUUGUGUGACUAUAUGGUAGUAUAUUAAAAUACGAAUGUAUGUCUUUAUCAUUUAAAAGCACUUUUAAGCUAUGAAUUGGCAAAAGCAUCAGGAGUUGAGACUAUAUCAACUUUCAUUGAGAAUGGACAUUAUAUUGAAUAAUCACAUAUAUUCAUGCUACUCAAAUACUGUAAAAUUUAGUUAACCUAUGGCUGUUAAUACCAUCCACCAUUCAGACAAACUGGAAAGUUGCCAUAUUCCUUUAAAUGAUUUAUCCUUUGAGGGUACACUGUUUCAGACACUUAAAAAAAUUUACCCAUAUCUGAAACAUUGACAUGAAUAUCCAAAUACCAAUAUAUAAAGUAUAUCCUUUAUGUUGUUACUACUAACAUCUUGAACUUUACAACAAUAUCUUGUGAACAUACACUUAUAAUAACAUCUAAGAUGUUUUUCUUGUACCAGCUACAGAACAUUUCUCUCCCUAAAAUUCAAAAUAUCUAUAAUGUGACACCAAUCAUGCAAUGAGAUUUUACUAAAUUGUAAAAUUACAAGUUUUACACUUGUUUUUUCCCUACACAUCACACAUGCUUUCAUUCACCUCCCUCAGUUCAAUAAAAGAUAAGUUUGACUCUA